UCUCACUUGUUUAUAUCCUCGAGUUUAUCUCCUGCCUGCCAGUAUCAAAUGCUUAUCGAUUUAGGGUUUCUGGCUGGUGCCUCUUUUUCUCUCGUCCUGCUUUCGCUUCCUAGCACUUGCUGAUUUCUCAGCCUCCUUUAGGUACUUUUGGAUGGCCUGAAUAUUUACUAUACAUAAGUGUACCCUUUAUAGUGUUCUCUGUUUUAGGGAGAUUAUGUCGAAUAACCUGGUUUCACACUACCCCAUCUCAGAUAGGCAUGUAGUUCAGAUGGAGCAUGGUUCCAAUUCUAUGGAUAUGGCUGCAUCAGAGAUGCAUGGGAAAAGAAAUCAUGUAUCACAUAAUAUCUAUGAGUCAACAGAGCAAAGAGAACCUCUCUAUAGUAACCCCGAGUUCACCAUGGUACCAAACAACGGGAUGGGGCACGACAAUCCUUCAAGUGGCAGUAUGGGUUUGAGCUCAAUCUGGAUGCCUGAUCAACUAACCUGCGAAGAUUCGAGUAUACCCAACAAUAUGUCUGGAGGAAAUUUGCCGUUACCAGUUAAAAGGAAGGCUGAUGUGGGACCUCUUCCACAGAGUUCUGUUCCUCAGCAGUCACAUUUGCCUAAUAAGAAACCGGGGAACAUUCAAACUGAUGCUAAUUCACUUGGGGUUCUGCAGCCACAAGCACCUCAAAAGACUACUUUGUCAGUGCAGUCCAAGUUUGGUCCCAGCCCACCCUCGCAACCUUCACCAAAUAAGAAAAUGAUGAGAAAUGAUUCCGUCUCUGGUAAAUCUGGAGUGCCCCGCGGACCUGCUAAAAAGCAAACUGGUGCACUUGAAUCAACAUCAACAUCCAAGGGGCGCUCUGAGUCGAUGGAAGGUGUAAGGUCCAAAAUGAGGGAGUCUCUAGCUGGUGCAUUGGCCAUGGCGUGUAAUAACCAGGACAAUGUUUCAGAUACUGCGAAAAACAAAAGUGAUGCAGCACAGGUUUCUGAAUCCAAUUCCACCUUUGGUAUUCAUGUUCCUGCUUCUAGUUUGAACGAAGUGUAUCCUCUAAAAGAUACAAUUUCACCUGGAAAAACUGGUAGGGAACAGAUUUUUCCUACUGAACUAUCUCCUUGUGGAAGCAGUGGGAUUAAUGGACCGUCCUUCCCGGAGUUCCAGUAUAGUUCUGGUUUACCUGACGAGGAUGGGCCAUUUGGUGAUGAUUUCUUUGUUAAAGAUGAUCUUUUGCAGGGACAUGGGCUUUCUUGGGCAUUUGAUUUUGAUGUUCAAAUGGGAGGUGGUGAGGACGAACAAAAUGAAAAAAAUCUGUUGUCAACGAAAGAGGAAGGCCUGGAACAUGGAGUUGAGGAUGCAAUGACACCAGAGUACUUGGCCUUUCAAAUUGAAGCUGAACUCUUUAAGCUAUUUGGUGAUGUCAACAAAAAAUAUAGAGAGAAGGGCAGGUCUCUUUUGUUCAACCUUAAAGAUCGGAACAAUCCUGAGCUCCGAGCAAGGGUCAUGUCUGGUGAAAUAUCACCUGAGAGAUUGUGCUCAAUGUCAGCUGAAGAGCUUGCUUCGAAGGAGUUAUCAGAGUGGCGUAUGGCCAAAGCAGAAGAACUGGCACAAAUGGUAGUUUUGCCUGACACUGAGGUUGAUAUAAGGCGUCUGGUUAGAAAAACACACAAAGGUGAAUUUCAAGUAGAAGUUGAGCAUGGUGAUGAUGGCAUUGGUGCAGAUGUUUCUGGUGGGGCUUCUAUGUCAAUGCAAUCUCAACCCCAAAAGGAGUCUGAAGCUCUUUCUCCUUCUGAGGGAAGCCUUAAAGAGAAAGAGAGACUUGCUGGCCAAGAGAGUCAUUCAGAAGACCCGAAUCUUACUGGUAGUGUGAUUAUUCCAACCACUGGGACUGACCUAAUGCAAGAGACGAUGGUGGAUGAAUUGAAGGAUGCAGAAUUUCUUCCUCCAAUUGUUUCAUUAGAUGAAUUUAUGGAGUCUCUUCAUACUGAACCUCCUUUUGACGCUUUGAAGCAUGCUGGACAGAAAACACCCACUCCAUCACUUGAGGAAAGCUCAAAACUUCUUUCCAACUCUCAAGUUGUUGAUCAUGCUUCAAACUCGCCUAAAAAUGUUUCUUCCAGAAAGGUUUCUGGUAAUGUCAAGAAACGUGAAGUUAGUGCAACAUCACCAAGUGGUAAAAAGUUGAAACAUCUUCCUAGUGACAUUCCAAAGGUUGGAUAUAUCUGGGAUGGUGUCCUUAAGCUGAAUACAUUGACCACAAUUGCAGUUGGUGGUAUAUUUCAAAGUGGUGAAAAGACAUCAACAAAGGAGUGGCCCAGUACUCUUGAGGUUAAGGGGAGAGUUAGACUUGAGGCAUUUGAAAAAUUUCUUCAAGAACUCCCAAUGUCUCGAACUCGUGCAGUCAUGGUUCUCCAAUUUGUGUUGAAGCAUCAGCAUCAGUCCAACAAUGAGCGCAGUAACCUUUCUGAGGUUAUUGAAGCAUAUUCUUCAGAUCAAAGGUUGGGAUACGCCGAACCCUCCCGUGGCAUCGAGCUUUACCUCUGCCCUCCUACUUCCAGAAUAACCGAGAUUUUAGACAAGCAAAUGCAUAAGUCGAGCCCCAAGACCGACGGAUCCAUGGAGAAAAUCUACCUAAUUGGCGUAGUUGUGUGGAGAAGAGCUCAUACAAGCAGCAAAACGAAGUCGCCUCAUUCGCCAUCUCACCACAAACAAAGCUCGAAAAAGCAUCCAACCACUAUGAAGAGGGUUCAAGAAUUGUCUAAUACCGACUCAAAUACUGUCUCCAGAACUUCGCCUCCAGUGGCAAACAAGCCUCAGCAACAGAAGGUAGAGAAACUGAGAGAAGAGGCCGAGGAUGAUGAUGACGACGAUAUCCCACCCGGGUUUGGUCCCGGAGUCGCCACCCAGGCCACGAAAGAUGACGAUGACUUGCCCGAGUAUAACUUCUCUGGCGAGGUGAACCCAUCCAUUCCUAGAACAUCUCCGCAUAACUUACACCCUAGUGCGAAAAUAAAUCAUCGCCCGGUAGAUCAAGUGAGAGAACUCAUUAAGAAAUACGGGCAGGGCAGUAGUUUGGUAGACGACAGGAAUCUUGGCUUCGAACCUUGGAUUGAUGACGAUGACGAUGAUAUUCCGGAGUGGAGGCCGCCGGGAGCUGAAGCCUCCCAGCAAUCACACAGCCAGCGCAUCCCGGCAGAUCAUGGAUCCGCCCAUCGGCUACAAGUGCCUGCUCGCCCAACUAAUCGGCAAAUGGCUGCCAUGGCAGCCCAGAAGUCCCCAAGUGUACCACCCGGUGCCCCACCAAGAUGGGUGCAGCCGCCAGGUCCUCCAAUCAGAGGCGGCUCGAGAUGGCGGCAGCCGUGAUUAGGGAAUGGAUCGGAUUAAAAAUAGAAUCUUGCAGAAACAACCACCUUGUGUGUCCUUCUCUACCAUACUAAUCCAUCUGUUUUACCACCUGUUUGUGAUAUAUCUAGAGGCAUAAUAAUCUGCUGAUAUUAUUGGCUUUUCUUAAUCUGUUUUUCUUAGUUUCUUCAA
This is a messenger RNA of Andrographis paniculata, 3514 nucleotides long. RefSeq lists its product as uncharacterized. Gene Ontology annotation, cellular component: nucleus. The record is from RefSeq and is a predicted model, not a curated record. The transcript is spliced from 5 exons. NCBI's taxonomy places the organism in Eukaryota, Viridiplantae, Streptophyta, Magnoliopsida, Lamiales, Acanthaceae. Gene Ontology annotation, biological process: DNA-templated transcription. Bases 215 to 3343 code for a protein of 1042 amino acids.